Molecule: messenger RNA, 423 nt
Organism: Aspergillus piperis CBS 112811
Lineage: Eukaryota; Fungi; Ascomycota; Eurotiomycetes; Eurotiales; Aspergillaceae
Exons: 1
Coding region: 212-370 (52 amino acids)
Source: RefSeq, a predicted model, not a curated record
AUGUGCUGUGCGUGCCAUUUGACUCGGUAGUAUACUACUCAGCUGCAACCAGCUAUUGACUAUCUGCGACUGGCUGCAGUCAUUGAUACAUGAGAACCAAUCCGGAGGUGCCGCAACUAAUGUGCUUUACCACAUUUGGUCUUAGCCUAGAUGGCUCUUAUCAUUGACUUUGCCUCCUCUGUCAGGUUUGAAGACCUGAAAAUCCGGGGGUAUGCCUUCCUGGCAUACAAUUGUCUUGGGUUCUGCCAUCUACCUUGCAGAUGUGGCUGCCUGGCACUUUUAUUCUGUAUUCAUGGAUAUCCAUCGCUUUCAUGCAACGGCAAAUAGUGGCACCGAUCGUGGGUUACACGAAAAUAGUAUGUCAAGCUGAUUGGACACCUGGACGGUCGAUCUGUCUGUGUUGUAUCUACAAGAUAAUACCCG